CUUCUUUUCCUCCUUUCCCCUCCUUGCCUCCAACGUUCUUCAUUUCGUCUGCGUGUCUUCAGGAAAAAUGGUACCAGAGAUACAGGACCAACACAACUCAGCACUACCGUACCCUGUGGAAGAAACGGACUAUCAGGACCAUCAUGCUGUCCUCUCUUCCAGGGCACCUUCUCAGACAGGGAGCAAGCCUUCCUCUUUCUACUCCUUCGUCUCUACAUCCUCUUCCACGAGAACAUCGCCGUCUAUCCGAUCAAAAAAAUCUUCGCAGAGCAGGGGAGGCACUAAAGAGAAGAUAUAUACAUCAACACCACAUUCCCUCAAUUGCGGCAAACAGCAUACUGUACUCCAAAAUUACAGUGGUAACAACGACGACGAUGGUGGCAUGAAAUCAUUCGUAGAAUACGAAAAUGAAGCCUCCAUCAAGCCUUACCAGAAGCCAUUCUACCGCCGACGCAGAUUUUGGUGGACCUGUACCAUCUCCACAGCUCUCUUUCUCGUCAUAAUCUUACCCCUGUUUCUCAUCGUCAUACUCCCAAAGAUUGCGCAGGCAAUGAUAAAUACGAGCACAAUGAAGAUCUCUCAGAUGAAUAUGACCGACCCGCAGGAGCGGUCUGUUCAAGUCUCCGUUGAAGCCGCGAUACUCGGCAUCCCCUCGAUGUUUGCAGCCAAAGUCGAAUUUCAGACCCCUGUGCAGGUGUAUUGGGUCAGAGAACAGGGAGAUCAAACUAAGGUCGGACAAAUGAACCUGGACACAAUUGAGAAGCGAGCUUUUUCAAAAGCACAAUUCACACAGGCGACUGUCUUUGAGAUUGUGGACUCACAUCUCUUUGGCGAAUUUGCCAAGGUCAUGAUGGCAUCGGACACAUUCCUGUGGAGGAUAACAGCACAGAUCGAUGUAUCGGUCAUCGGAAGGACUAUUAAGAAUCUCAGACUUAACAGUCCCUUAAUCUCUCUGAUUUUAUCGUUCGACAUUCCUUCGGACGCGCCGAACGGAGCAGGAGCCCUCGUCUCUAUCAAAGUCUCAAUCCCGAACCCUUCGCCCAUCGGCAUGUCCUUAGGGACACUAGUGAUCGACAUGAGCCUCAAAAGCACGUACCUCGGCAGGAUUACCGCCAGAAAUGUGACCCUAAUCGGCAACCAGCCCGCCACUCUGCAACUCGACGGCAUGAUCAACAAGCAGACAGAUCCGCUAGCACUUCAAGAGCUCUCCAGCAUGAUCUCCAAUUAUCUGGCCAAUACCCCGACUACAGCCUACGGUCAGGGCGUAUCUGUACUCCCUGACGGUGUACACAACAUUUCGUGGAUUACGGCCGCGAUUGUAGCGACAAGGAUGGCCAUUCCACUCUUGGCACCAACUCCAAUGAAUAUGAUCAAAGAGGUCAACAUCAAGGAUUUGAAUCUAAUCAUGAGCGCCCAACAACCUUGGGCCCCAACCGCUGCUUCAACAGGCAUCGCUGCUAUGUUUCAGUUGCCCUUCAACCUCUCCCUCAAUAUCACGGAUAUCUGGGACCCCAAGCUGACCCUUGGGUAUCAAAGCGUAUCCAUUGCGGAUAUCACGACCGCUGUCUGGAACAGAAACAACUCGGAUAUGAUCCACAACAAUAUCUCAUUCACCCUACCGCCUUCGCAAAUGCCAAUCCGGCCAGAUGCGCACGAUCAGUUUGGCAAAUUCUUGAUUGCAGUUACAAAUCAGGACACUGCUCUAUUCGAUAUUCUAGGCAGUGCACAGAGUGUCGCAUCGACAUCUUUGGGUCAGGUCAACAUUACGGUCCCGUUCAACACUAGCUUGACUUUGAAGGGCGUCAACUUUGGCGAGAUGACACCACAGCUCAAUGGAAUUGCGGUCGCGAGUGCAACAGUCGAUUAUGUGGUCCUCAACGCUACCGUUGUGAUCGACAAUCCCUCCAUCUUUACAGUCGAAGCAGGACCAGUAACCCUCCAAAUUAAUGCGACCGUCCACGGAAUGACUGACUAUGUGGGUGAAGUCAUGAUCACCAACUUAAAACUGAGUCCGGGACCCAACCCGCUGCAGGCAUUUGUGCAUUUUCAACCCACAAACACGACAUUUCGAAACGCCUUCUUUACAGAGUAUAUCGUCGGUACCAACUUUGAAGCCUCAAUUUACGGCAACACCAAAUCAAGCCCAAUUGUCUCCCUCGCACCCAUCAUGGAGAGCCUGAAAAUGUCGACGACGGUUCCUGGGAUGAAUCCUGCGCCAAAACUGAUUGUGGGCGGAAAUGGUAACACCACAGUUGGACAGUUCCUCAACAACCACAAGGUUAUGCUGCAGGUCCAGAUCCUGAAUCCACUGGCGACUACGCUCUGGAUCCAUAAUCUCACAGCAGACGUCUCCUGGAAGGGCUUUCCCUUUGGUGCGAUUCAGAUCGCACAAUCAUUUUCUAUCAAGCCCAGCGGUGUGGAUACCUCGCCACUCUUUGGUAUCCAGAUCCCUAGUUCGUAUAAUUUCUGGGUAUUUAUGGUCACGACAUUUCUCCCACAGAAUAUUGGUAUCCUUACCGGCGCAACUGUAGUGGUGGACCUGACCGCUGAUAUCAUGGCGACCGUGGACGGGACCAAGGGCGUCGGAUAUGAAGCUGAGAUCCGAUACUCACAGGACCAAGUCGGCGUGUUCUUGAAGAUCGAGUUCAGCCUCGCCGGUAUUGGGAUCGGCAGGAGGAGGAAGAAACGCGGCGUGAUGGAGGAGCUGGAUGGAGAUGGGGACUUUGAGGAGAGGUACGGUAUUACGGAUGAGCUGGGACCUGAGCCGGACAAGCAGAACACGGACGCAUACUUGGCAUGGCUCAAACGCGCUGUCCAGCUUUCGUUCCCGGAGGAAGCGGCUGCAGAUGGAUGGAUGUGAGCAUUCUUCUUUGUUUCGAUCUUCCCCUCUUCGAUGAUACGGCAUAUGUAUACAAGUCAUCGGAACUAAAGACACGUUCAUACAUUCAAACCCAUCACACAUAUUCAUCGGGAGUUGAACCGUUUGUGCUGCGCCCUGGCAACUUUAUCGGUCUCCAGAUUCUGC
Messenger RNA from Gamsiella multidivaricata, 3025 nucleotides. RefSeq lists its product as uncharacterized. The coding region runs from base 68 to 2860 and encodes 930 amino acids. The record is from RefSeq and is a predicted model, not a curated record. The transcript has 3 exons. Lineage: Eukaryota; Fungi; Mortierellomycota; Mortierellomycetes; Mortierellales; Mortierellaceae. Gene Ontology annotation, cellular component: fungal-type vacuole membrane.